AUGCCGCUGUCGGGCAAUCGGACGCUCGUGGUGGACGACUCGAACAUUUCGGUCCGUGGGCCAGGCCAUGGCGGUGCUGGCUCGCGAUCGUCGACAGCUGCCCGUUCACUAAGCGCUGGCUCCUCGGCGUACGAGCGGGUCUUGGCGCCCGGCCCGCGGCUGGCCUCGUCCCACUUUGACAGCAGGCCGAGGAUCGAUGAGGAGCUCGAGGGUGAGCUCGGCGAGGUCUCGGGCAUCGGCCUCGAGAGUGGAAGCUACGUCAUGGCGCCGGAGAUCGUGCCUGCGAUGCAGACUCAGAUGCAGCUGUUGCACGAGCUGAUGACAGGGGUCAAGGAGCACCAGACUGCAGCAGCCGAGCAGGCUGCGCGCAAGGACGAGGUCAUUGCCGAGUUGCUCGCCCGGGUCGAGAAGCUUGAGAAAGAGUCGCGUGCGUUCAACGACGAUCCCGACGCCCAUGCAGAGCUGUGGCGCGAGAAGGAGAAGGUCGGGAGCCUCCAGCAGGAGGUGUGGACGCUGCAGGAGUCUGUUCAGGGCAUUGAGGCCUCGAUUCAGACCAUCCACGCACUGCAGGCCCAGACAACAGCGUCGGUCAAUACUGCGCUUCAGGCGGCGCUGGAGGCUCAGCGGGCGCCGAUGCUCGCCCUGCAGCGCGCCGGAGAGGCGCCGGCGCCGAUGCCAGCCGCGACAGCGGCGGCUGAUCUCGACGCGCUCGAGCUACGAGUCAUGCGCAAGAUUGACGAGGUUGCCACAAAGGCGGCGGCAGCAGCGCCGGUCCCAGUUGAAAGCUCGCCCACCCCUGGAGUCUCACCUGGUGACCUCGAAGCGCUGGAGCGGCGAAUUCUGCACACCAUCGAGGAGAGUGUGGCGGCUAUUCAAGCCCCUGCCGCGAUCGCCCAGGAGAGCAGCGUGUCGCCGGGUGAUCUAGACGCUCUGGAACUCCGGAUUCUGCGCAAGGUAGAUGCCACAAGCGCAAGCAACGAGGACGCGGUGCGCGAUGCCGCGGAUGCUGCCGCACGGGCGGUGACCGAACUCCGGGCCGAGCUGGCUGCGGUAGCUGCGGCACGUUCUGUCGAUGAUAGUCCGGCAGUCCGCGACGAGAGCAGUGGUGGAGGCGUGGAUGCCAGCACUUUUGCGGCGCUGGGCGAGCAAGUGGCCGGUUUGCGGUAUGCGCUCGAGUCUGUGGAACAGGACGUGGCAAGCCUCAGCGUCGAUCGUAACCACGAGCUGGAGCGGGUGCGCUCUCAGCUGAUGGAACUUGUAGAGGCCAGGGGUACGAGCAGCGGUGAGAGCAGCGAGAGCGCCAUCACGGUCUCACAGUUCAAGACGAUGCGGCGAGACCUUGCACAAGUCUACGAGGGGCUCAACAACGCCAAGGAGGAGGCCGUCUCGCACUCGAAAAUGGCGAGAAACGACGUGACUGAGCUCCGCGCGUUGGUGACAGAGCUGACAGAGCGAGUCGACGCGGUCGACGCGUCGUCGUCGGCGGCAGUGACAGAGGUUCUCGGCGCGGUGGAGCGGGUACAGGCCGAGGCGCUUGCAGCGCGGGAGGAGGCGAGUGCGGCCCGAGAGACGGCUAGCCGGCUGUCGCCGGACAAGUCCCGUGGGUUCUCUCCCGGCGUGGACGAGGACAAUGCCGGCGGCGAGUCGAGCGGCGCGCGGUCACUGCAGCGGCGGGUCAAGGGCGUGGAGAACCGGGUCAAGUCGCUGCGGAGCAGCUCCAAGGAGACUGCGGCAACAGUGGCGGAGCUCGACGAUCGGAUGGGGACGCUGCGGUCGGAUGUGUCGUCGGUUGUCUCGCAUGUUGUAGCGCUCAAGGAGCAGAUGGAUGGCUUGGUGACGCAGUCUUUCCCCGAGGUGUAUCAGGAUCUCGACGCACUGACAGCGUCGAUCGAGGCGCUCGAGGCGUAUGUGGAGUCGAACAAGACUUUCAACACCAAAAUCCAGGGAACGGUGAACCAGCUGAUGGACCGGGUAGUGUUUGGCGGCGAGGGCGGUCACGGCGAAGGCGGUGGGCGCACGAGCGGACCCACGGCAGCUGGACACGUCCAGCGCUGGGUCAACACGGCGUCGACAACCUCGUUUGGCGCGUCAACCAAUGCGUCCGGUGUGUACGGUGGUGGACAUGAGGGUGAUCGGCUUCCGUCGUCGUCGUCAUCAUCAUCGUCGUCGUCGUCGUCGUCCAACUCGCUCGAGUUUCCGCGUGCCGGUGGUGGCGGUGGCGGUGACGACCAUUACCAGUAUCGGUCCGGGCUAGGGCGGCGGUUCAACGACGAUGACGACGACGACGACCUUGGUCGGCCGUUUGGAGGUGGUGGACGAGGUGGCGGCGGUGGCGGGCGGCCGACGUCGUCGUAUGGUCGGCGGCCUGGGUCUGCGAGCAGCGGGCACGGCGACCGCGGUGGCGGUGGCGGCGGAGACGGUGGCGGUGGCGGGUACCGGCGGUACGCGAGUGGUGCCGGUGGAAGCUCGCUUGCUGAAACGGCCUCGCAGCUGCACUCGAUGAACGAGUCUGUGGAGGACGUGAUGCGGUCUGCGGAUGUGCUGCUCUCUGCAAUUGCCGACCUCAAGAACUCGCCGCGAAAAGGUGGCGAGCGUGUGCCGCUGGCGGUGAUGGACCCAAACGUGAUGUCGCCAAGCCGGCGACCGGUGCGGAGCAUUGUGGAGCCGGCUUCGCCGGAAGGAGCGCCGUCUCCGAUUGUGUUUGAGGUCUCUCACGCUAACACCACGGUGCUCACGCACCGACUGGAGAUGGAAAGACUUGGGUUUGACGUCGAGCACCUUGCGCAGAAGAUGGCGUGCGCGUCGCUUGAUAUGCAGCGCGAGCUUGUUGCGCUUGCCGGGCGGGUGGCCGAGAUGGAGACGAACGUGGGGGUGCUCGGAGCCAACGUCGCCGCCAACAACGGCAUCAAGCGCAAGACGGCACAGGUGGUGCGGCUGCUGCAGGGCCAGACGACCGAGCUGUUUGGCGAGCUCAACGCCCGGGUAGACGAGCUCGCCGGCGAGGUCCAGGAGCGAGUGGAGAGCCUUGUGGCGGCAGUCUCGCGAGUCGCCGGUGAUGCAGCCAGUGUGACGGCCGUCAAGGAAGCUGCCGAGGCAGCGGCGGCGCAGGUGGACAAGCUCGAUAGCUUGGCCAAGGCCAUGGCCGUCCGCGUCGACAAGGUGGAGGUUGGGCUCAACGCCGCUGCGGUGGCAGCAGCAGUCGAGGCGCGGAUGAACGGGUUCGAGGCCGAGGUCAAAUCUGUGGCAAAGAUGGUGGAAGAGGUAAGAACUGCUGCCGAAGCGGCUGGGGCUGAGGCCAAGGCUACUGCCGAGGCGGUAGCCGAGGAAUCUGUCGCCGGGAUCCAGGUGGUGUCUGAUGCGGUGGCUGAGGUCAAGGAAGUGGCCAGCGCAGCGGCGGUCGAGGCCAGGGCUGCGACUGAGACGGUGGCCGAGGUCAGGGCGGUUUCCGAUGCGGCGGCGGUCGAGGCCAGGGCUGUGACCGAGGCGGUGGCCGAGGUCAGGGCAUUGGCCGAGGCAUUCACGGCCGAGGCCAACGCUGCGACCGAGGCGGUGGCUGAGGCCAAGGUGGUGGCCAGUACGGCUGCGGCCGAGGCCAACGCUGCGACCAAGGUCGUGACCGAGGUCAAGGCAGUGGCUGACGCAUCCGUAGCCGAGGUCAGGGAAUUGGCCGAGGCAUCCGCGGUCGAGGCCAGGGCUGCGACCGAGGCAGUGGCUGAGGCCAAGGUGGUGGCCAGUACGGCUGCGGCCGAGGCCAACGCUGCGACCAAGGUCGUGGCCGAGGUCAAGGCAGUGGCUGACGCAUCCGUGGCCGAGGUCAAGACUGUGGCCGAUGCGGCGGCGGUCGAGGCCAGGGCUGCGACCGAGGCAGUGGCCGAGGUCAGGGCUUUGGCCGAGGCAUCCGCGGUCGAGGCCAACGCUGCGACCGAGGCGGUGGCCGAGGUCAGGGCAUUGGCCGAGGCAUUCACGGCCGAGGCCAACGCUGCGACCGAGGCAGUGGCUGAGGCCAAGGUGGUGGCCAGUACGGCUGCGGCCGAGGCCAACGCUGCGACCAAGGUCGUGGCCGAGAUCAAGGCAGUGGCUGACGCAUCCGUGGCCGAGGUCAAGACUGUGGCCGAUGUGGCGGCGGUCGAGGCCAGGGCAGCGACCGAGGCAGUGGCCGAGGUCAGGGCAUUGGCCGAGGCAUCCACGGCCGAGGCCAACGCUGCGACCAAGGCGGUGGCUGAAGUUCAGGCGGUGGCCGAGGCAUCCGUGGCCGAGGUCAAGGCAGUGGCCGAGGCAGCUGCGGCAGAGGUCAAGGCUGCCUUUGGUGCUGUGGCCAAUGUCAAGUCCGUAGCUGACGGUGCCGCUGCGCUAGCCGCCAACGCAAGUGCUGCUGCUGAGGAAACACGAUCCAUCUCCAUGGCAACCACCUCUGACCUUGACACCGUGGUGAGCACAGCCCUGUCGACCACAUCUGCGCUGGAGGCCGCUGUGGGUGCGCUGUCUGGCAAGAUCAGCAAGUUGGAGGCUGCCGUAGACGAAACACGGGAAGCGACGUCCGCCCUCGCGCUCGGCGCAUCGGGUGUGGCCGAGACUGACGCUCGGACCAUCGCUGCGUCUUUUGAGGCCGUUGUCUCGGAGACCAAGGCCGAUGUUGCACACGCCCUUGAGGCCAUCGACGGUCUGCGCGUCAUUGUGGCAGAGGCCAAGUCUGCUGGCAAGUCCGAGGCUGCCGUCAUCGGUGGUGACGUUGCCCGCGCGUUGGCUGUGGCCAACACCACCGCCAAGGUUGUUGCCGAGCUAGAGCACGUCACCGCGGUGGCCCAGCGCGACAGUGAGCGUGCACUCGCCGAUGUCGCUGCAGUCGCGGCAACUGUGGCUGCCGCACAAACUGAGAGUGGACGCCUGGCCACGCGCGUGUGCGCUAUUGAGGGCCCUGUUGUCGCCAAGCUUGAGGCCGCAGUUGCAACCUUGGCCGCCGAAAUGGAUGUUCUCGGGAGCCUUGAAGCCCGCGUUGCGAACGGACUGGAUGCGCUUAAGGACCUGGUUGAGGCCGAGACCGCCAGCCGCAACGACGCAAUCGCCGAUGUCGUGGCGGAUGUAGAGACGGUCAAGGGCUUGCUGCAGGAAGCUGAAGCUGCCCACAGCAGUGCAGUCGAGGCAGUCAUCAUUGAUGUAGACUCGCUGAAGGCUACCGCUGCCGAUAAUUGCGAUUCGCUCGAAUCUGUUGCCGCUGUCGUUGCCUCACAUGAGGCUGCAGUUGCUGACAUUGAGUCGCUGAAGGCCGCGUUUGCUGACAUCGAGUCGGUCAAGGCUGCGGUUGCUGACGUCGAGUCGGUCAAGGAUGCGGUUGCUGAAAUCGAGUCGCUGAAGGCCGCGUUUGCUGACAUCGAUGCGCUGAAGGCCGCGUUUGCUGACAUCGAGUCGGUCAAGGCUGCGGUUGCUGACGUCGACGCGCUGAAGGCUGCGGUUGCUGACAUCGAGUCGGUCAAGGCUGCAGUCGCUGACAUCGAGUCGGUCAAGGCUGCGGUUGCUGAAAUCGAGUCGCUGAAGGCCGCGUUUGCUGACAUCGACGCGCUGAAGGCCGCGUUUGCUGACAUCGAGUCGGUCAAGGCUGCAGUCGCUGACAUCGAGUCGGUCAAGGCUGCGGUUGCUGAAAUCGAGUCGCUGAAGGACAUCACCUCUGGAAUCGCCUCUCUGGAGGCUGCCAGUCUGGAGAAUUCCGAGUUGCUCAGGUCUGUUGCCGAUAACGUUUGCUCACUCGAGGCUGCAGUCGCUGACAUCGAGUCGGUCAAGGCUGCGGUUGCUGACAUCGAGUCGCUGAAGGCCGCGUUUGCUGACAUCGAGUCGGUCAAGGCUGCAGUCGCUGACAUCGAGUCGGUCAAGGCUGCGGUUGCUGACAUCGAGUCGCUGAAGGCCGCGUUUGCUGACAUCGACGCGCUGAAGGCCGCGUUUGCUGACAUCGAGUCGGUCAAGGCUGCAGUUGCUGACGUCGACGCGCUGAAGGCUGCAGUCGCUGACAUCGAGUCGGUCAAGGCUGCGGUUGCUGAAAUCGAGUCGCUGAAGGACAUCACCUCUGGAAUCGCCUCUCUGGAGGCCGCCAGUCUGGAGAAUUCCGAGUUGCUCAGGUCUGUUGCCGAUAACGUUUGCUCACUCGAGGCUGCAGUCGCUGACAUCGAGUCGGUCAAGGCUGCUACUGCUGACAACUGUGAAGCGCUCAAGUCUACUGCCGCCGACAUUUUCUCGCUCCAGGCUGCCACCAGCGCCGAUAUCGAGUCGCUGAAGACUACUACAGCUGGCAACCGCGACCUGCUCAAGUCGGUUGCUGCCGACAUCGACUCGCUCCACAGCACAACCACCGCUGACAUCGACUCGGUCAGGUCUACCGCCUCCUACAACUGCGAAUCGCUCAAGUCGGUCACGGCCGAUAUUGCCUCGCUGAAGGCCACAGCUACGCGCAUCGACUCGCUCCAGGCCGCCGCAGCAGCCGAAAUUGACUCACUCGCGUCCGCCCUGGCCUCAGAGUCCGAGUCUGCAAAGCUCCGCGCCGCUGUCACCGCCUCAGAGACCGCAAGGCUUGCACAGCUCGAGGCCGCAGUCGCUGCAGAGUCUGCGAAGCUCGCCAAGCUGGUGGCGGCCGAGCCCGAGCCAGCGAGCCCUUCUGUCGCAGACGCCGAGGCCGUGGCCACCGCCCUUUCCAAGGCCUCGAUGGCGCUGUCUGCAUCGUCGGCGCUGGGCAACGAGUCUGCACGACUCGCCGAUGCGCUCAGCACCUUCGAGAAGCAUGUGGCAGUGCGCGACAUCAGUAUCCUUGCCCGACUCGAUGCCGUCGAAUCGGCUGUUGAGGCCAAGCUGGCCGACGUCGACGCCAGCCUGCACGCCUUUGAGGUCCGCUUUGACAGCGACGAUGAGCCACCUCAGGCUGCCGACAUUGUCCGCCGGCUCGAUGACGUUGACGCCAAGCUCGCCGCCGCCCUUGCCGCCACCCCCUCGCGCGACGAGCUCAUCCAACUAGCCGAGUCGCUCGUCCCGCCGCUCACCUCGCCAGCCCCCGGCUCUGACGCUGAGCGUGUCGACGUCGUUGAGCGGGUCUGCGCCUCACUCGUCAACAAGGUCCAAGCCCUUGACGAGGAAGUUUCCCGCAUGGCGCCGACCCUCGUGCUCAACAAGGUUGCCAUCCUCUGGGACGAGCGCACCUCGGGCACCACAACCCGUCCAGGGCGCCCCGGCGACAUCGCAUCGUCCGCCACCUCCCCGGCGGCUCCAGAGGUCACCUUUGACCACCUCUCGCUCUUCCUGCUUCGCCUCAAGAACGUCGAGUCGCUCACCGCAACUCUCGCCGCUAGACUUGGCGUACCCUGCAGUGAUCCGUUUGCGGCGGCUGACGAGGACAAGGACGACGACGAUAGCCCCUUCGCAGCGGCUGACAACGACGACGACGACAGCCCCUUCGCAGCGGCAGACAACGACGACGACGAUAGCCCCUUCGCGGCGGCUGACAACGACGACGACGACAGCCCCUUCGCAGCGGCUGACAACGACGACUUCGCGGCGGCAGACAACGACGACGACGACGACCCGUUUGCGGCGGCUGACAACGACGACGACGACGACCCGUUUGCGGCGGCAGACAAGACGGCCGAUGACGAAAGCCCGGUCACUGGCAAGACAGAGCCGGUUUCGGUAUCUGGAGCAGGCGAACUGUUUGGCUCGGACGACGACGACGCGUCGGAUCCGUUUGCCCAUGGCGAGGCGUCCUCCGAUGGCGACAGCGGUGCCAUGCCGUCGGCGUCGGACGACGAGCCUGCGGCAGCCGAGCCCGAGGAGAUCUUUGCCACGGCUGAGGCCGGCGAGCUGUCGCCGGCAGGACGGCCUGGAAGCGGUGGCGAUGGUGUGGCUUUUGAGGUGACGGUGACGAACCCGAAGAAGGUCGGCUCGACGGUCAACCCGUACAUCUCGUACGAAGUCCACUCGGCGACGAACCUGCCGGGCUACUCGCGGGCGUCCAACUGUGUCGAUCGGCGUUUCCGCGAUUUUCUGUGGCUCCACGAGUGCCUCGCAAAGGAGGCCAAGGGCACCAUUGUGCCGCCGCUGCCUGAGAAGGCCUUUAUUGGCCGCUUCCGCGAGCACGUCAUCGAGUACCGCCGUGUGUGCCUCGAGCAGUUUCUGCUGCGGGUGGGGACGCACCCGACGCUGCGGAGCUCGCGGGUCCUGCGGGCCUUUUUGGAGGACAUCGAGGUGCCGUCGCCCAAGGGCGUCAAGGACGACGUCGUCGCCACCCUUACCUCGUUUGAUUACCGCUCGCUGGUCCCGCGAUCGACUACCCGCGAGCACGACGGCGCCUACGACGACGUCCUUGCCGCCGCCGCCGCGUCGGAUGCUGCGCUUCGUGAUCACGCCAUCGCCGCGCAGGCGCUCGUGAAAGCCACCCACAAGGAGGCCGACGGUUGGGGCGACUUUUGCAACGCGGCCAUGACCAUGACCGCUGACUACGAACCGACCGCUACGCCAGUCGAGCUCAUGCUCGACGUCAUCGCCUCGACGGCGUCGGAAGAGUCGGACCGCCUCGAGCAGCUCGCCGAGCUUGCAGACUCGUACCUAUGGAUCCCGACCAAGCGCGCCAUUCGCGGCCUUCGCGAGAUCAAGCGCUCGGUCGACGCCCGCAAUGCGGCGUGUGGCGAGUGGUGGGAGCUGGAGGAUCGCCUGACCAAGGCCGAGAAGAAGGCUGCCGACUCGGCGUCGUCGUCGGCCGCCGCAGCAGCAGCAGCAGGCGCUGACACCCACGCCACGACCUCGUCGACCCACAAGGAGUAUCAGAAGAUGGAGGAGAUGUCGAACCGGGUGGCUGUUGCCGCCGCUGCCUUUGACGCCUCGGACAACAGGCUCAAGGCCGAUCUCGACCUUGUCGCCGUCCAGCGGGUCGAGGACGCCGCAGCCGCUCUCGAGCGCUACGUCAGCAUGCGGGUCGAGUGCCACCAGGGCGGACUCGAGCUCUGGCGCCAGGCGCUUGAAGAUCUGGUCGAGGCCGCUGCCGAUACCCGUGGUCGCGACGCCGGGCGAUAA
Molecule: messenger RNA, 9042 nt
Organism: Thecamonas trahens ATCC 50062
Lineage: Eukaryota; Apusomonadida; Apusomonadidae
Exons: 3
Coding region: 1-9042 (3013 amino acids)
Biological process (GO): signal transduction
Cellular component (GO): membrane; endosome
Molecular function (GO): phosphatidylinositol binding
Source: RefSeq, a predicted model, not a curated record